Messenger RNA from Vicia villosa (hairy vetch), 466 nucleotides. RefSeq names its product small ribosomal subunit protein uS14z/uS14y/uS14x. Gene Ontology annotation, molecular function: structural constituent of ribosome; zinc ion binding. Gene Ontology annotation, biological process: translation. The record is from RefSeq and is a predicted model, not a curated record. Bases 99 to 269 code for a protein of 56 amino acids. Gene Ontology annotation, cellular component: cytosolic small ribosomal subunit; ribosome. NCBI's taxonomy places the organism in Eukaryota, Viridiplantae, Streptophyta, Magnoliopsida, Fabales, Fabaceae. The transcript has 3 exons.
AAUAUUUGCAGAUUUGUAAGUUCUUCACUUUGGCAGAACUCUACAGAAGCGGCGGCGUUAGGUCUCACCGGCGAAAAUCAAACAAAAAGCAAUCAGCCAUGGGACACAGCAACGUUUGGAAUUCUCACCCCAAGACCUACGGUCCUGGUUCACGCACUUGCCGUGUGUGUGGAAAUUCACAUGGAUUGAUUAGGAAGUAUGGCCUUAUGUGCUGCAGGCAGUGCUUCCAUAGCAACGCCAAGGAAAUUGGUUUCAUUAAGUACCGUUGAAGAGCUGUUUUUUUUCUUUGGAUUGCCAAGGUUAGGUUUCUGCAGUAGGAUGUUGGGAGGUCGUUUGUUUGAAGAAAACUUUUUUUAGUUAUUAUUUGCAGAAAUUUGACAAUGGUUUUUGUUAAUUUAUCAAACUUUGUAUUGUUGAAUUAAUAUUGAGGAUCCUUUUUAUAUAACAGCUUAUUUCUGUUGACUUA